Molecule: messenger RNA, 498 nt
Organism: Cinara cedri
Lineage: Eukaryota; Metazoa; Arthropoda; Insecta; Hemiptera; Aphididae
Source: the annotation of a GenBank genome assembly
AUGAUAAAUGAUCUAGGUAUUACUCUUGAUCAGGAACUACAAUUUCACGAUCAUAUUGACAAAUCCUGCUGCAAGGCUCUGAAAACACUUAGAUUCAUAAAAAGGGUCUCCUUGGAAUUUAAUUUUAUAUCACCACUUAAAGCGUUAUUCUGUGCACUUAUCAGGUCUAUCUUAGAGUAUGACGUUGUUAUUCGGGACCCGUCUUCUGCGAGCAGUGUGAACCAUUUAGAAAGGAUACAACGUAAAUUUUUAAGUUUUGCUGCUAUGGUACUUCACAACGACCACUUACCCCAUGAGUAUAAUCUAGUAAUUAAGCGGCUUGGAUUAAAAAUCCUAGCUGAUAGACAGAUAUCUGCUAACAACGUGUUCCUACGUAACCUUAAAAAUGGGUCUACAGAUUGUUCUGUAUUGUUAAGCUUAAUUUUAAAAUCCCUAGCUUCCAGUCCAAGCAACUUACCCGUUUUUCAUUCUUUUUUGCACCACGAAUUACUCUCGUAA